Messenger RNA from Trichobilharzia szidati, 2728 nucleotides. The record is from the annotation of a GenBank genome assembly. NCBI's taxonomy places the organism in Eukaryota, Metazoa, Platyhelminthes, Trematoda, Strigeidida, Schistosomatidae.
GUUUUCAGAUUGUAAUGCCUAAUCUCGCGCGACAAGGUCAGCUUUACAUCUAUUUAUAAGAAAAUAUGGAAUGAUUCACUAAAACCCAAAAAGAAAACAACAUACACCCACUCUCACACCAUUGGAAGGGAUCAAGAAAGAAGCCACUACCUUCACUGUACUGCACUGCACUGCUGCUACUUUUUAAUUGUGUUAAACCUACUACUCACGCAUACGCACACACUUACACACACACUACUUAUAAAUGAAUCCUACAGAUCCAUUGUGUGUACAACUAUUAAAAAGUCUUAUUCUAUGCAGUGAAAAAGCUGCUGUUAUUGCACGUUUAAUAAAAAAACAAACUAAUCUAUUUCAAAGUUUAAUUCAAGUGAAAGAUUCAACUGAAGCAAAUUUACGAUUUAGUAUAGAUGUGAAAACACUUGCUGAUGUAUUAAUUCAACAAGUUAUAAAAUAUGAUUUAAGUUUAUUGUUUCCUGGAUUCGGUGAAUCAGUAUUUGGUGAAGAGAAUAAUCGUUUCUCUAGUAAUUCAGGUAAAAGUGUUACAAUUCAACUUACAACAAAAGAGAAUCUUGUCAAUUUAUUAGUCGACGUUUUCGGUAAUAAUGAAGAGUUUGCCAAUGAAUUAAGUGAAAUAUGCUUUCAACCAUUAGAAUGGUUUAAAACACAAUUAUCCGUGUGUAAAAUUUGGGAACAUCUUAUUGAAAGUUGUAACAAAUGCUUCAAUGUACAACAAUUAGAUGAGAAAUUUAAUGAUACGUCUACAUUUGGUGUAUGGAUUGAUCCAAUAGACUCAACAGCUGAUUAUGCUCAAGGUCGAUUUGAUAAAAUUCAGGCAUCCAUUACUCCUGCUACUGCCGCCGCUACUGUUACCACACCAACUACCAGCACUCCUCCAACUUCACCUUCCGCUUCUUCGUCACCACCAUCCCCACCACCACCUCAAUCAUCGCACAUCACAUCAUCAUCAUCACCACCUAUUGCACAAUCUGCUGCAGAUGUAGAACAUUUAAAUCAAAUUAAUCACUUUUUUGAAAAUCCAACAAGUUUAAUACGUUUCUAUCGUGGUGGACUAAUCAAUGUCACUAUCCUCAUAGGAUUAUUUGAUCGAUAUACCGGAGUACCAUUGAUUGGUGUUAUUAAUCAACCAUUUUAUUUAAUUGAUUUAUCAGAAAAUGAAGUUGAUACUUUUCCUAAUUAUGGUCGAAUAUUUUGGGGUAUUCAUAUAAUGAAUUUAGAAACCAAUUCAUUGAUUAUAAAUAGCAGAUCAAAUAAUUGUCGUUCACAUCAUGGCUUAAUCAGUUCAUCACCACCAGGCCAUUCACAGUAUCCAAGACAUCUACGUUUUCCAGACAAUUUUUUCGAUGUUCUCUGUCCAGAUAGAGUGUUCAGUGAAGGCAAACCGAUUUUAAAACUUGCUUGCAGUUCAGUGGAGUUUAGUCGAUUGACUAAUUUAUUUCAUGAUUAUAAAGAUGAAAAUCAAGAAUUGGUCAAUGUUGUCCUACUGUCAUCAUCUGGAGCAGGUUUUAAACAGUUAUGCGUUAUAUUAGAUGAAGUUGAUGCAUUCAUUUUAAUGGAACCGAAUACAUUUGUCUGGGAUACAUGUGGUCCGCAUACAAUAAUUUCUUCAUUAGGCGGUGGUAUUAUCCAAUUGAAAUCAGCUUUAGAAUCAGUUAAAGCAUCAUUACAAGCCAUGCCAAACAAUUUGGAUAGUGUCAGACAAAUAAUACUGAAUAAUCUGUUCAAAUUUCAAAUUACUUAUAAUAAAAUUAUAAAAUCAACGCAAGAGAUUCAGACUGUCAAUUCAUCGAAUCUCUCCAAAUGUUGUAAUCGUCAAGGUCUACUGGUGUAUAGAAAUCCAAUGCUGGCUAGUCAAAUAUUAGUCCAUAUCGCAUUGAAUCAGAAAUAACAAUACGAAUAAGAAGAUGGUGAAGAGGAGGAUGAGGAAGAGAUGGAAUUCAUUCUGAGUAGAAUCUGAACAGAAGAAGAAGAAGAAAAAAGAAACCAAAAGUAUCCUCUGAUCAUGUAACUAACUGUCAACUCUCUACAUAUAACAAUGCCUUCCUUAUUGAAUCUCUCCUCUGCAUAUUAUAUCGGUCAAUUUUUUUUAUUUUCUUUCUACUUCGAAACCAACAACAUUCAGCAUGAUCAAAUAACUAACCAACCAACCAAUCAACCAGGUAACUCAUUCAAAGAUGACAGUGACCUUCCACACCUCCGUCACAUACACACACUAACACACUUGCAAACACACAUCAGUAACAUCAGUAAAUGUUAUCGAUAUUGGAUGAUUGGUAUUCACAAUAAUCCUCUAUUGAUAUUUCAUUUAUUUAUUUAUUUAUUUCAUUGGAAUAAUUCUAGAAAUUUCUCAAUUUUUUUUCCGGGGGUGGUCUCUUCACUUUCAACUAUUUACUUUGUUCAUUUCUUGCACUCUCACUCACUCACUCAGUCAGUCACUAUCACUCCUUCCUUCAACACAUUCCCUUUUAUCAUAUUAACUAUGCUGUUAUACAUAGUAGCCUUCAUUAAUAUGUUGAGUACUCCUGGUUGUCUUAUCUGUACACCUUUAAUUAAAAAAAAAAGAAAGAAAAUGGCAAUUCAAGGUAUAUAUAUUUGUGUCUUUCAUGCAAAUGCAUUUAUCCACUCUCUUUUUUCCAUACUUAGUUGAUAAUUUAUUUUAUAUAUAAAUAUUUAUUGUAUCAUCAGAUAUAUAUUUCCCUAAUUCUAUAAC